GGGGUUAAAGCAAGCAAGGAAAAGAACGAGAGGAAGAAGGGGAAAAAAGUUGGCUGUUUGUAAGCGCGCCAUUAGUUGCAAGAGGGCAUGGAGCCAAACAGAAAGUUUGUUUCGCCAUUAAUGGCCUCUCAGCCCUUCUGGAACCCAUAGGUAUACCCAGCAAAACAGCACACACACACACAGACAUAGAUCAUUAGAGACGAAGAAGGGAGAGACUGCAGAGAGAGAGGGGAAGAACUGGUAGUAGUUCGUUCGUCGAACACUAGCUAGCUAGGGUCCAAGGCGCCAUCACGAAGGUAGAUAGAUAGACAGAUAGAUCGAGGUCAUAUAUGCUGCACACCGGGUGCCGCCCGGCCGGCCUUGGGUAGUUUGCUGGUGAUAGCUAGAGAUAGAGGUGUGCCUUGGCAGCUAGCCCUCCUAGAGACAAACCGUAUUUAGGUCCCGGAGAUACACAUACGUAGACAGAGAUAGACAGACAGACAGAGAGAAAGGGGAAGAGGAGCUAGCGGCGCCUGCGUGUGUGCGUGUGUGGGCGUUGAAGAUGAUGAGUGCAGCAGGCAGCCAGAGCCAGCAGCAGGAGAUCAUCAGGCAGCAUCAGCAACAGCAGCAGGAGAUGGAGAUGAACAUCUCCUUUGGGAUGAGCAGCCAACACCACAGCCUGCAUCACCAUGCCCCUCCCUCCUCGUCUUCCUCCUCCUCCAUGCACGCCGCCGCUGCCGCGAGCUUCAUGAGCGCCAAGGAAGCAGCAGCUGCAUCAGGCGCGUAUGACCAGCUGGGGGACCUGGACCAGGCCUUGUUCAUGUACCUCGACCAUGGCCACGGCAGCCAGCACGCCUCCGCGCACCACCAGGAGCAACGGCAGACCCUCAACAUCUUCCCUUCCCAGCCGAUGCAUGUGGAGCCAUCACCAAAGGGGGAGAUUAGCCUAGCAGUCCUGUCGCCAGCACCGGUGGGAUCCAAGAUGCCUAGGUCAUCACCUGAUCAUCAUCAGCACCAGCACCAGCUGCAGCAGGCAGCCAUGGAGGAGUUAGCAGGGAGCAGGAGGCAGCAGGAGCAUCACCUAGCGGUACAACAACAGCACCAGCAACCUUUCGCUGCCGAGCCUGCAGGAGUCAGCAAGGAUGUGAAGCCGUUGGCCAAGAAGGACAAGAGGGGCUUAUCGACCAGUGAACGCGACCCAAAAACGCUGAGAAGGCUAGCCCAGAACAGGGAGGCGGCAAGGAAAAGCAGGCUCAGGAAGAAGGCUUACAUCCAGCAGCUCGAGUCCAGCAGGAUCAGGCUAGCUCAGAUCGAACAAGAACUGCACAGUGCAAGGGCUCAGGGAGUGUUCUUCCCUGGCAGCGGCCUCCUCACCGAGCAAGGUGUCACCGGAAAAGGGCUCGGCGGCAUCGAUGGCCUCAGCUCCGAGGCGGCGAUGUUCGACGUGGAGUACGGGCGUUGGCAGGAGGAGCACUACCGCGUGAUGUACGAGCUGCGGGCGGCGCUGCAGCAGCAGCUGCCGGAGGGGGAGCUGCAGAUGUACGUGGAGAACUGCCUGGCGCACCACGACGAGGUGGUGGCCAUCAAGGACGCCGUCAUCAAGGGCGACGUCUUCCACCUCACCUCCGGCGUCUGGAGGAGCCCCGCCGAGAGAUGCUUCCUCUGGCUCGGCGGAUUCCGCCCCUCUGAGGUCAUCAAGAUGGUGCUGGGGCACGUGGAGCCGCUGGCGGAGCAGCAGAUCGUGGCGGUGUACGGGCUGCAGCAGUCGGCGGCGGAGACGGAGGAGGCGCUGAGCCAGGGGCUGGACGCGCUCUACCAGUCGCUCUCCGACACCGUCGUCUCCGACGCGCUCAGCUGCCCGCCCGCCAACGUCGCCAACUACAUGGGACAGAUGCACGUCGCCAUGAACAAACUCUCCACACUCGAGGGCUUCGUCCGACAGGCUGAGAACCUCCGGCAGCAGACGCUGCACCGGCUGCACCAGGUUCUGACGACGCGGCAGAUGGCGCGGUCGCUGCUGGCCGUGUCCGACUACUUCCACCGCCUCCGCACGCUCAGCUCGCUCUGGGUCACCCGCCCCAGGCCGCCGCCUCAGGAUCACCAGCAGCCCGGCGACGGAGCCGGAGCCGGCGGCACCCCCCACAGCAGCUAAUUAACUCAUCCAUCAAGCUGACGAUCGAUCACCAUGCAUGCAAUUGCAUGCCUGCAUGUCGUGUUAAUUCGCAAGGAUUUCACAUAAUGUAGUAACAUGCGGGCGCCGUGCAUGCUUGCAUGUGCAUGCGUGUUCGUGAUGGUCAGUUAGCUAGUUAAAAGAGGAACAGAGACGCCUAAGUGCAAGCUUAGCUAGUUGCUAGUGGAGAGAGGUCAGGAGAGGGAUCAGGAGGGGAACGACUGAAAAUAUCAAAGAAUGUUUCUACCGUCUGUUGGUUUAAUUAAUCAGUAGCUAGGCAGAGUAUGACAUCGAUCGUGGAUCUUAAUUAGCUUAGUAGUGUUAUCUAAAGUUACCUCCGGAUGCAGAUGGCUAUGUGAGUCGGCUCUUGAGAUGCAGCUAGCGUUUUCUCUCGUCAA
Brachypodium distachyon (stiff brome) is the source of this 2547-nucleotide messenger RNA. RefSeq names its product transcription factor TGA2.2. The record is from RefSeq and is a predicted model, not a curated record. Gene Ontology annotation, biological process: DNA-templated transcription; regulation of DNA-templated transcription. Gene Ontology annotation, molecular function: DNA-binding transcription factor activity; sequence-specific DNA binding. The transcript has 11 exons. NCBI's taxonomy places the organism in Eukaryota, Viridiplantae, Streptophyta, Magnoliopsida, Poales, Poaceae. Bases 542 to 2131 code for a protein of 529 amino acids.